UGCGUUCACACACCCUUUUGACAAUCCGAAUUCAGAGCGUUGGGUUUCGUUAUUUAAUGCACACCCUCUUUGACUUCUCCGCAAACGAGCGUGCGUAGCAGGGUAGCGGAGAAAGUCGGUCGCACAAGGAUCGAGAGUUUGGAAAUGGUACUGACAAUUUGGAGAGAGAAAAGGGUGGUGAAGAGCUUGAAGAGAGAGAGAGGGAGAGAGCUUUGGAUUCUUGGCUCAUCAGAGGGAAAAUCAACUCACUUUUGUGGUUUUUGUUUUCACCCUGAUGAAUUGUGGAGAUGAGCUGGGGAUUUGAUUUCUUGUGGGCUCAGUCAAUGCUUUUGGGCUAUCAAAAGUGGCACCUCCAGUGCAAUGAAACAUAAUGACAUCUAGGAAUUGGAUGAAAAAGCGGAGAUUCAGCAUUCGAGGGAGGUUAAAGAAGAUGAUGAAAUGCAUCUUUUCGGGAGAGCAGGUACGGGUGGAUGAAAUGAUAGACUCUUCAGAGUCAUUGGCCACUCGAGAUUACUCAGCCAGUGGGUAUUCAUCUCGAGCUGGUGAGGCAGAACCAAAGGUGGAUAAGAGCAAUAUUGAAGAAGCCGAGUCAUCUCUCCGGGAAAGCGGUUAUCUAAACUAUGAGGAAGCAAGAGCAUUAUUGGGAAGGCUUGAGUAUCAGAAAGGUAAUAUAGAAGCUGCACUUCAUGUGUUUGAAGGAAUCGAUAUAGCUGCUGUUACUCCCAAAAUGAGAGUCUCCAUCUCUAGAAGAGGCGAUUAUAAUAGACGUCACUCGCAAAGUGAUGCCGCACCAACCAUGUCCAUGCAUGCUGUUAGCUUACUCUUUGAAGCUAUUUUUCUCAAAGCAAAAUCCUUGGAGCAUCUUGGAAGGUUUGAUGAAGCUGCUCAAUCAUGCAAAAUUAUUCUAGACACUGUUGAAUCUGCACUUCCAGAUGGCUUGCCUGAAAGCUUCAAGACUGACUGUAAAAUACAAGAAACUCUCAAUAAGGUUGUUGAAUUACUUCCAGAGUUGUUGAAACUUGCCGGUGAUUUCCAAGAGGCUAUCUUGUCGUACCGCCGUGCCCUGCUGUAUCACUGGAACCUUGAGGUGGAAACCGCUGCAAAGAUACAAAAGGAAUUUGCAAUUUUUCUUCUCUAUAGCGGUGUUGAGGCAAGUCCUCCAGACCUGCGUUCACAGAUCAAUAGUUCUUUUGUGCCAAGAAACAAUGUAGAAGAGGCGGUGCUUCUGUUGCUAAUCUUACUUAGAAAACGUGCACUUGGAAUGAUAAAAUGGGACUCAUCUAUCAUGGAUCACCUUUCUUUUGCCCUAUCUGUCUCUGGUGGAUUGAAGGCCCUUGCUCAUCAGGUUGAAGAGUUGCUCCCGGGAAUUUUCGAAAGAAAUGACAGGUACUGCAUUUUGUCUCUUUGUUACCACGGGGAAGGGGAGGACAUGGUUGCAUUGAAUUUACUGAGGAACUUGUUUAGAAACAGAGAGCAUCCAGAUUGUAUACUGGAAUUGAUGCUUGCUUCAAAAAUUUGUGCAAAAAAUGAAGUUUGUAUUGAAGAAGGCAUAGGCUAUGCUUGCAAAGCAAUUAGGGAAUCACAUAGGAGGUGCAGCCAGAAGGCCAGUAUUUCAAAUUGCUUGCUUGGGACUUUGUUAUCUGCUAAGUCAAGAUUAGUAUCUUCUGAUAGCGAAAGAACUUUGGAGCAAUCAAAAACUCUUGCAGCUCUUGAAGUGUCUGAGAGAAUGAUGAAAGAAAGAGACCCCUUGGUUGUGCAUCAGCUAUGUCUUGAAAAUGCUGAGCAGAGGAAGUUGGACAUAGCGCUUUAUUAUGCAAAGCAACUGCUGAAACUGGAGGCAGGGGCUAGUGUAAAAGGAUAUAUCCUCUUGGCUCGAAUUUUGUCAGCUCAAAAACGGUUUGUUGAUGCCGAGACUGUUAUUAAUGCUGCUCUGGAUCAGACUGGGAAGUGGGAUCAAGGAGAAUUGCUGAGAACUAAAGCGAAACUUCAGGUUGCACAAGACCAGCUAAAUAACGCCAUUGAGACAUAUAGUCAGCUUCUGGCUGUUCUUCAAGUGCAGAACAAAUCUGCAGGAGUUGGAAAUAAGUAUCGCAAGAGUAGAGGGCAGCAUCACAAGAGCUUGGAAUUGGAUACGUGGAAUGAUCUAGCUAACGUGUACACCAGUUUGUCACAGUGGCGUGAUGCUGAGAUAUGUCUUUCGAAGUCGGAAGCUAUCAGCCCCUUUUCUGCUUCUAGAUGGCACUCUACCGGUUUACUAUACCAAGCAAAAGGUCACCACCAAGACGCCCUGAAGUCGUUUAGGGAAGCACUAAACGUUGAGCCCAAUCACGUGCCAAGCUUGAUUUCCACUGCUUGCGUCCUUAGACAGCUUGGAAGUGGAUCUUUGCCGGUCAUCCGGAGCCUCCUCACCGAUGCGCUUCGACUCGACAGAACAAACCCAUCAGCUUGGUUCAAUCUUGGGCUGGCCUAUAAAUCCGACCCAGGAGCAUCGGCACUUGAGGUGGCCGAGUGCUUUGAGGCUGCUGCUCUUCUGCAGGAGACUGCUCCGGUCGAGCCAUUUAGAUAACCUCUCUGUAGAGUGUAAAUGGUUAAGGAUCAAUUGUAUAUUACUCAUUCCUUAUACACUAACUCACAUUAUUAAAGAUAGAUGUAAAGGUGAUGGUGGAAGUCAAUAUAGAGUAAAAGCUUUGGGAAUAUUUUUUGGAA
Messenger RNA from Syzygium oleosum, 2706 nucleotides. RefSeq names its product protein NPGR2. The transcript is spliced from 6 exons. NCBI's taxonomy places the organism in Eukaryota, Viridiplantae, Streptophyta, Magnoliopsida, Myrtales, Myrtaceae. Gene Ontology annotation, molecular function: protein binding. Bases 371 to 2566 code for a protein of 731 amino acids. The record is from RefSeq and is a predicted model, not a curated record.